Messenger RNA from Pistacia vera, 447 nucleotides. RefSeq lists its product as uncharacterized. The transcript has a single exon. The record is from RefSeq and is a predicted model, not a curated record. NCBI's taxonomy places the organism in Eukaryota, Viridiplantae, Streptophyta, Magnoliopsida, Sapindales, Anacardiaceae. The coding region runs from base 1 to 447 and encodes 148 amino acids.
AUGUCACCUUCCUGUAGAGUUGGAGACAAGGCUUAUUGGGCAGUGAAGAGUUGCAACAUGGACUUCGAAAAAGUUGGUGAGCAAAGAAAAUUGCAGUUGCAAGAGUUGGAGGAGAUACGACUUGAAGCCUAUGAGAACUCAAGAAUUUACAAGGACAAGACCAAGGCAAUUCAUGACAAGAUGAUUGUUAGAAAGCACUUUGUGGUUGGAAGGAAAAUCUUACUUUAUAAUUUAAGACUUAAAUUAAUGCCUAGUAAGUUAUGUUCUCGUUGGAUUGGACCCUUUGAAGUUACUAAUGUUUUUCCUUAUGGUGCAGUUGAAGUGCGAAGUCUAGGAACUAAUAAGGUGUUCAAGGUCAAUCGGCAUAGGCUUAAGCCAUUUUAUGAAGGCUUUCAGGAACAUACGACAGAAGAAGUGCGACUGGGUGUUCCCGUUUAUGCAGAUUAA